CUUCCAGAAGGUCCGGGCCGCCAAGCCCAUCCCGGCGUCCUUUGCGCCGCAGACCGCCCCGGUCCCUUCGGCCGCCGUCAUUUCGGAGUUGCUAUAGAAACCCCGGCUGUAGCCAUGUCCUUGCAACCGGUCCCUCCGUCGCGGGUGUUCCUGGAACUCGCUCCCUGGACUGACCGAGGCCGGGAGAACGAUGCGGUUUCGGGAGAGGCGCUGCCCAGCCUGCGCCGCCCCCUGUCCCCCGCGCAGGCCCAGACGGCUCCCGGCCAGGUGCACGUACGCGGCACCGCGGAGGUGUCUGCGCGCCCCGACCGGGCUCUGCUGGCGGUGCGAGUGAGCAGCACCAAGGAGGCGGCGGCCGAGGCCAAGAAGAGCGUGUGCCGCCGCCUGGACUACAUCACGCAGAGUCUCCAGCAGCAGGGUUUGCAGUCAGAAAAUGUAACAGUGACAAAGGAUUUUAGAAGAGUGAAAAAUGCUUAUCACAUGGAAGCAGAGGUCUGCGUUACAUUUACUGAAUUUGGAAAAAUGCAAAAUAUUUGUAACUUUUUCGUUGAAAAGCUAGAUAGUUCUGUUGUCAUCAGCCCACCCCAAUUCUAUCACACUCCAGGUUCUGUUGAGAAUCUUCGACGACAAGCCUGUCUUGUUGCUGUUGAGAAUGCACGGCGUAAAGCUCAAGAAGUCUGUAAUCUUGUUGGCCAAACCCUAGGAAAACCUUUACUUAUCAAAGAAGAAGAAACAAAAGAAUGGGAAGGCCAGGUAGAUGAUCACCAGUCACCCAGACUCUCAAGUUCACUAACUGUACAACAGAAAAUCACAAGUGCGACAAUACAUGCUGCUUCAAAAGUAUUUAUAACUUUUGAGGUAAAGGGGAAAGAGAAGAGAAAAAAGCAUAUCUGAAAUACAGCCAAAAUAUAUUUGUAUCUUUGUGUCUAUUUUUAUACUUUUUAUAAUAAUGUUUUCUUUUGUCCUGAAUGUUCCAUUGUACAGUAAACUAUUUCUCUAAAAUCUAUAGUCUUACAGAAUAUUUAUAUUCACUGUUGCUGUUUUCAAAAACUUACUCAAAUAUUCUGGGAAAGUAAAUGUGUUAUGGCCACAGGUGUUUACUGAUGAUACAUGCAAGUGCGUGCCUAAGUAAUAUUUCUGAUAGUGAGAACUAUCAAUGCUUUUAUUUCAUCAUUCCUAAGGAUUUUUAAGAUAACAUUUAAACAUUUAUGUUAAAACUAGGCUUCAACAAAUUCAUUUAAUGUUUAAAAUUGUAAGACAAAAAUUUUUACAUUUGAAAAAGAAUUUUUAUAUCCCAUCAAACCUAAUAACUUUCUGCAACUCAUGGUGAAUAUAAAUACACUAUUUUAAAGACAUCCUGUCGAGUCUGAGAUUUUGGUUUACCCUACUUAAGCUAUUCAGUUAGUCUGUUACCAUUUCAUGGUUAGUGACAGCAGACAUGAAACUCUGGGACAAAAGCAAGGGACUUUUACUCAUGGCACAGCAAGGACCAGGCACUUCAUAUUUCCAUUGGUUCCCCUUGUCCCAGGUGUCAUGGGGGUACCAUGAUCUUUUCAAACACAGUAUGGCUACAUAUACAAUGAGUUUUCAUGGUAGCUGAAAAAUACUAAGGUUGGAAGAUUCAUUGCUUUCUUUUUUUUUUUUAAAGGUUUUUUCCAUAGUGCGCAUAUACUCACCAGAGAUAGA
Messenger RNA from Tupaia belangeri chinensis (Chinese tree shrew), 1686 nucleotides. It is a transcript of the gene IRAK1BP1, whose product is annotated as interleukin 1 receptor associated kinase 1 binding protein 1. Gene Ontology annotation, biological process: immune response; positive regulation of canonical NF-kappaB signal transduction. The coding region runs from base 115 to 894 and encodes 259 amino acids. The transcript has 4 exons. Lineage: Eukaryota; Metazoa; Chordata; Mammalia; Scandentia; Tupaiidae. The record is from RefSeq and is a predicted model, not a curated record.